Messenger RNA from Esox lucius (northern pike), 2893 nucleotides. RefSeq names its product G protein-coupled receptor 107 (gene gpr107). Gene Ontology annotation, biological process: clathrin-dependent endocytosis. The record is from RefSeq and is a predicted model, not a curated record. Gene Ontology annotation, cellular component: Golgi apparatus; membrane; clathrin-coated vesicle. Bases 46 to 1689 code for a protein of 547 amino acids. Gene Ontology annotation, molecular function: clathrin heavy chain binding. The transcript is spliced from 18 exons. Lineage: Eukaryota; Metazoa; Chordata; Actinopteri; Esociformes; Esocidae.
CCCUGCCGGAAGUGUUCAACUAGCUAUGUUUUUUUUCCCAGAGAAAUGGCGAACGACAAAAGAUAUAUGCUGACGGCUACUGUUGUGUUAUUUUUCCUAUUUAUCAGUGAAAGCGAUGGCAGGUUACAUCACCUAAUACUCAAGGAUGACAUUCGGCAUAAAGUCCAUCUGAACACCUUUGGAUUCUACAAGAAUGGAUACAUGAUCGUGAAUAUGUCCAGCCUUACCCUAACUGGAGAGACUCUUGAUAAGAUUGACAGCUCCACGAUUGGAUUCAGUCUGGAUAGGACAAGCAGUAAUGGCUUCUCCACAUAUUUGGAUGAUCCAGACCUGGACUACUGUGUCUUGAAGAAGUCUCCUGAGGGUGACCUCCCUGUGGCCCUGUUCCUGUUUGACUUCAAGAAAAAUGAGGUGAAGAUGAAGAUGCCAUCCGAGGAGAACGUGUUCCCUGACAUCUUCCCAGUGAGACGGGAGACGGUGGACGUUGAGUCAGGAACUCAACGACAGAAAACUGCUGAGGUGAAGGGUGACACUAACCACCAUCCGGCGGACAACAGUGAUGGUCAGCCUAAAUCCAAGCGGGACGUUGAAGAGAAAAAGGCAGAAGUGCCUUAUCCGCUCCAUAGAGACAAAGACGUAUUUUCCUUUCAGUUUCACUUCAACGUCAGCACAGAUGAGCAGCAAGGCCUGUACAACUUCUACUUCCACAACUGCUACAGCAAAGAUACUCAAAUGGUUAACCCUCUUCGCUUCAGCAUCGAAAUCAGCAUUGAGGAGAAGAACCCCAGCAGCUUCCUGUCUGCAGGGGAGAUCCCACUGCCAAAGCUCUACAUCAUCAUGUCCAUGUUCUUCUUUCUCCUUGGAACGCUGUGGUUACAUGUUCUCCGCACCCGAAGUGCUGAUGUCUAUAAAAUCCACUGGCUCAUGACGGCUCUCCCCUUCACCAAGUCUCUCUCGCUGAUCUUUCACGCGAUCGACUACUACUACAUCUCCAACCAGGGUUUCCCCAUUGAAGGUUGGGCUGUGGUCUAUUACAUCACUCAUCUGCUUAAGGGGGCACUCUUAUUCAUCACCAUUGCCCUGAUAGGCACCGGCUGGGCCUUUGUCAAGCACAUCCUCUCAGAUAAGGACAAGAAGAUCUUUAUGAUCGUCAUUCCGCUACAGGUCUUGGCUAAUGUGGCGUACAUCAUCCUGGAGUCAACCGAGGAGGGCACCACUGAGUAUGGCCUGUGGAAGGAGGUCCUCUUCCUGGUGGAUCUUUUGUGCUGCGGUGCCAUCCUCUUCCCCGUGGUCUGGUCUAUCAGACACUUACAAGAGGCCUCAGCCACAGAUGGGAAAGCUGCCAUCAACCUUGCCCAGUUGAAGCUCUUCAGGCACUACUAUGUGAUGAUCGUUUGCUAUAUUUAUUUCACCCGUAUAAUUGCCAUUCUCAUCAAGUUCAUCGUCCCCUUCCAGUGGAAGUGGCUCUACCAGUUACUCGACGAGCUGGCCACGCUGGCGUUCUUCUUCCUGACGGGCCACAAGUUCCGCCCAGCUUCCUACAACCCCUACUUGCUGCUGUCGGUGGAGGACGAGGAGGACAUGGAGAUGGAGGAUGUAAUAACCACCUCGACGGCAAUGGGAGAUGGUGUAAAAAAAAUGAAGAGGAGCACAAAUGGACCAAUGGAAGAGAGAGAGAGCGUGGCCUAACGGGCGACGUGGCCUCACAGGAACACGGUGUGUCUGGACUAUGUGGUUACAGAUGUGGCGAUGGACACUUGUUGCCCAGAUUUGAAAUGUAAACCGACUCCACUUCAGUCUGGGUCGCAGCCCCAAAUUAGGGUGAUCCCAAACUGUGGUGGUCUUAACUGUAUUUAUGUGUACAUUAUUGUAUAUUUGAAUUCCCUUUGAUGUUACAGUGAAGUAAAUGCGAGCACUCUAAGUAACCAAGACCACAAUCCCCAGUUUGGUUUCAUUAAUCCACCGAGGCUGCUGUUCUUGGUCAUUGUUGGUAGUCGUUCUUUUAUUUAUUUUUGAGUGUAUAUACAGCAUGACAUUUUGUAUGACUCGCAGUCUCAAACACAUGCAUGCGCACACGCACCGCUACACUCUGGUGAAUAGCCAAUGGUGAAGUACAGAAACAUUGUAUUUAUUUACCUCUUCUUGCCAGCUGUGAAGUGGAAGCCACUAAAGCUACAACUGUGUAGCUGGUUAUUUUGGGGGUUUGUUCAUCAGACUAAUACCGUUUGUGCUAAUCUUUAUUUGUGGUGCUUCUUCUGCAGUGCAGUGGUACUAUGACGUGUGUUUGUGAGAUGCUUUCAGAUGCCCGUUUGAGUCAAGGUUCUCAUGAUUAUCCAGAUGGUGGGUUGCAAUCAAUUUUGUCAGCAAUACUCAUUUUCAGGAAAAGAUCCAUUAACCUGUGAAGAUUUUUUGGUAGCGAUGAACCUUGCCUAACUGCUUAAGAAACUAAAACGCCACAAUACAGUAUUUUUCCAUGUAGACAACAGAUGAUGAUGAUGAUAAAUGAAUGUUUUCAAAAUCAGUAUUGCCAAAGCUGAACACAUCUUCAGUUGCGGAGAGCGAAUACUGUGGAUGACAUUUGUCAAUCAAGGAGGUUAAAUGUCUGUUUUUUUUUUUUACAAUGGUAAAGUACAAAUAAUUUGCUUCAUGACCAGAAACCUAAGUAUGGGUAGAAUACUAAUGUUUGAGGUCAAAAGUUGUGGGUAGACUAGUUUGCCCUAUGUCAGGUUUUGAAAGAAGGCAAGGCCUUCACUGUUACUUUUUAUUUGUUUUACAUUUACACACAUUUUUUUGUUCAAAGACACAAUAUACCUUAAAAUAUAAAAGUUAAACAACAACCAUGUAAAUAAUGUAUCUUCUGUUCAUAAAGUCCUUUUUGACCCUGCUCAAUUGA